AUGGAGCCGGUGGAGAAGUGCCUCAAGGACACAAGUUCGUUCUACCUGCCGGUAGACAAGAGUGAGAUCCACCAUGUCGUGCUCGUCGGCGGCUCCACGCGCAUCCCCAAGGUGCAGCAGCUCCUGCAGAAAUACUUCAACGGGAAGGAGCUCUGCAAGAGCAUCAAUCCCGACGAGGCCGUCGCGUACGGCGCUGCCGUGCAAGCGGCUAUUCUCAGCGGCGAGUUUGAGGACCUGCUGCUGUUGGAGGUUGUUCCGCUGUCCCUGGGUCUGGAGACUGACGACGGUGUCACGACUGUUGUCAUCCCCAGAAACAGCACGAUUCCCGUGAAGAGGAAGCAUGUAAUCUCUACCUCCUCCGACAACCAGCCUGCUGUGCUGAUCCAGGUCUUCGAGGGUGAGAGUGCCAAGACCCGGGAUAACCACCUGCGUGGCAAGUUUGAGCUGUCUGGCAUUCCCCCUGCUCCUCGCGGUCACGUUCCCCAGGUCACCGUCUGGUUUGACAUUGACGCCGAUGGUAUUCUCAACGUUACCUGCUUAUCUUUCUCCCUGCACCUCCUCUCAAGCUCUUGCUUGAAAUGGCAUCUCUCACUUCCGUCCUUCCCCCCUUCUCCUCCUCUCCCUUCUCCCCUUCCCUCCGCUUCUCCCCCAAUCUCUCUGCCAUCCACAGCUGCCUCACCAGACCGCUCUCCGAGAAACCCCAAUCCUGUGGAGGGCUCUGCAGAAAAUGCUCCUCCUGACAUGCCUGGGGACGGAGAGAGCUCGCUCCAUGUGAGCAUGGGUGGUGUGACUGUAUGGGGAGGAGAGGACGGAAGGGAUGAACACCCGACAGGGUACUCUACUGUGGGAGACGCAGCACCUGUUGCAGAUUGGCUUCCGGAAUGCACAGCAGUGGCAGUGGGAACUGUGCGGAUUGUGGUGGCACUGGCUGUAGUAAGGGCGGUCAUCAAGGCGAACGCCGAGGCAUGCCCCAACCCACGGGAUUCUGCCAGCACUGCCAGCAGCGACGGCUCAAAGUCUGAAGCAUCAGAAGGGAACGGCUCAGAUCCUUCUGUACAACGAUCCGUGGCAACUUCUCCUCCUGCUGCUGCUGCUGCUGCUGCUGCUGCUGCUGCUGCUGCUGCUGCUGCUGCUGCUGUUUUUGCUGCUGCCGGUGAUGGUGGUGAUGGUGCUGCUGAUGCUGUUGCUGCUUCUGCUGCUGCUCCUGACAAAGAGGAUGCCUGUAUGCUAGAUCCGAUUUCUAAAGGGUGGUGCUCACAUGCUGUAACGCACACUGCCCUUUCAGGUGCCAAAUCAGGUGAUUGUUCAGGUGGUUCGCAUGCAGCCUCUACUUGCCACGCCACACCAUUCCUCGCAUCCACCUCGAUUCUGCUGCUGCUACAACUGUUGCUGCUUUUGACACCGGUGCCGGUGCUACAGGUAGCAGGCCCUCCUAUAUCCGAUCCACCUGCUAUGUGCCCCCCAUUUGUAGCGACAGCUGCAGCUACCGUAACCACAGCUGAUCCAUCUACAACCGUGGUUACAUCAGCAGCACCUGCCGCUGCGUCAGCAUGUGUAGAGGGGGACAGCCGGGCGAGUCGAGCUGCAAUGGCAGCAACAGAGGGGGGUCUGCCUCUAUACGUGGGAGUGGAGCCUGCUAUAACGGGAGUGGAGCUUGAGAAUAUAGGGGUGGAUGCUGCUAGCAUGGGCGUGGCAAACGCCGAACCAGGAUACCCAUUGCUACUCCCUUGCCUCCUUACCUGCAGGGAGGCGGCAGCAGCAGACACAGACAGCAGCUCCAUCCACCUUUUGAGACACUUUAAACCCCUCACGUCAAGUCAGACCCCCAUAUUCUUACCUGCAGGGACGCGGCAGCAGCAGUCACGGAGAGCAGCUCCAUCCACCUCUCAGCUGCCUGCUUGCUCUCCGCCGCCAGGUGGUGCGAUCCCAUUGGCCCGCGGAUGUCUGUGGGGGAGCAAAGGAAGGCGGAUUCAGUUGAAGCAUGCAACACACUUGAAAGAAGUAGAGGGGAGGGAGGGCAAGCAUGCGGAAGAGAGGGAGAUGGCUACUGAGUCAGAGUUAAAGAGAGAGGGGAAGGGCGCUACGCAGGAGGAGGAGAAUGAUGACGGAAAAGGGAGUAAGGCUGGCUGGGAGGGAGACUUACAGAAGCAGGACCAGCCACUUUCCACCCUCAUUGCCACUGCCCUCACGGAGGGCAAGGAAAAAGAGCAAGCAGUAGCCACGAAACUCAAUGGCACCGCAUCCAACGCCACUGCACCCACCACAACUUCGCACCCUUUUCGACCGCCUGGAAAGAGCCAAUCAGGCGCCGCCACGUCUUCUCUUCCCUCUCCUCCCAUGGUAGCUGCUGCGUCCGUGCCUUUGGAAAGAAGCAGAGAGACAGAUGCAGGCAUCUCAAUUACUGGGGCGGGAGCAUCAGGUGCUGCUGUCAACGGUGCUACAGCAGGAGCAACAACAACAGCAGCGGCGGCGGCAGCAGCUGGCGCAAAAAGACAGCCGCGGAAGAAGUUUAUUCCAGAGCAGGGUUUGAGUCAAAUGAGCUGGCGCAAGGCGAGCGCUGCUGCUGCCAAUGAUAUAGCUCGCUACCGCAUGCAGCACCAGGGGGCUAUACGCAUGUCGGAGGUGAAGCGGCACAAGAAGGAGGACGAUGCCUGGACCGUGGUGCGAGGCAGAGUCUACAACAUCACACCCUACCUCGACUUCCACCCUGGAGGCAAGGCGAUGCUAAUGAAGGCAGCUGGCAAGGACUGCACAGCACUCUUCAACAAGUACCAUGCAUGGGUGAAUGCCGAGUUCCUAUUGGACCAGUGCUUCCUGGGCAUGCUCAUUCCUGAUGACUGA
Closterium sp. Naga37s-1 is the source of this 2841-nucleotide messenger RNA. NCBI's taxonomy places the organism in Eukaryota, Viridiplantae, Streptophyta, Zygnematophyceae, Desmidiales, Closteriaceae. The record is from the annotation of a GenBank genome assembly.